CUUAAACUGUAUCAAACAGUCUAAAGUUCGAACUUUUCAACAUUUGCAUGUUUUAACGGUUUGGAUAUUAAGAAAAAUGAUCGACGAUUUUUCUUGGAUUAAUUAAAAUAACAUAUAUAUUCAAAACAUGAUAUUACUCAGCAGAUCUAAAAGAUGGAUAACGAUAUGUGUAAUAUUGCACCAGUUGAGUCUCGCAUUUGGGCAGUCAUCCCGUUAUGAUUGCCCCGGAGGAUGGGAUACUUACGAGGAAAACUGUUAUCGAUUUGUGCGAGGCCCCCGUCUCAACCACGAUAGAGCUGGAGAGAACUGUCGGCGAGACGGAGCUGCGUUGAUCAGUAUCAGUAGUGAUGGGGAACAUGCUUUCGUCACCAGAACAUUUGAUUCCAUUGAUCCAGGCCCAGGAAGGCUAACCUGGUUGACCAGUGGUAGACGAAACCCUACAAGGCCUUGGUCUUUCUUCUGGGAAGGUACAGGUGAUGAAAUACAGAGACACCAAUAUUGGAUCAACGAGACAAUUAGACAACGUCCGUCGCCAUACAACCACGUGUGCUAUUAUUAUGAUGGUAACAAGUGGGGGUGGAUACUGGGCAUUGCAAGCGAAGAGAGAGCCUUUAUAUGCGAGAUAAGCAAGAGAGAUAUUUGGAAAAUAUUGGACGAGCAAAGAGACCAUUCAUUUGGUGUCCUUAACCCAGAUAUCAAUACAUUGCCUCGAGGCCCAGAAUUCAUCAUUGAACCAGAGAAUACGAUCUUCUUUGAGGACACUCCGGAAAAGAUCGUCAGAAUGAUAUGCUCCGUAGACGCGUUUCCAUACAGCUCGUACACAUGGCAAAAGGACAACGUUGACAUUACCCAUAGAAGCGAUCCAAGAUACACCUUCACAAAUGGAGAGUUAGCCAUCAGUAACCCGACGAGAGACAGGGAUGCUGGGAGAUACCAGUGUGCUGCGCAAAACGAAGGAGGCAAGAUAUUCAGCAGACCAGCCUUCUUAAAUUUCGGAUAUCUACAUGACUUUUCCACACAGGUUCGCAAUCCAGUGCAGGUGGACGCCUGGCAGGGAUCCGCUAUAGAUUGUUACCCACCGGACCACUACCCUACCAUAAUGUUUGAUUGGUUCAAAGACAACACGGACAACUUUGUAAGGAAGGAGUAUACAUUCGUGUCGUGGGACAGUCGUCUGUGGUUCCAAUACGCCACCCAGGACGACAUAGGACUAUAUUACUGUAUGGUUUACCAGCGUGCAGGGGGGACUAACAGAGGGAGGACUAGUAUGCCAGUCCAUCUGCAGGUCAAUCAAGCAGUGACCCCAGUCAUUGAACCAACGUUUGCCACUGGUUUUCCACAGUCUUUCCCGGGGUCGCCUAAGCGUGGUGACUAUGUACGGCUAGAAUGCUUCUCACAGGGGACGGGUAAGCAUAUCUACAGGUGGGAUAGAAUAGGAGGUGAAAUGCCCCAAAAUGCCGAAUUUAGAGAAAGGAACCGAGUGCUAAUUCUGCCUAUGAUCCAACUCGAAGAAGCUGGUGAAUACAAAUGUACUGUUAGGAGAGAGUUUGGACAAUCCAUAUCAGAUGUCGUCCAAAUAGUCUUACAAUCUGAACCUUACUUCACCCUUCCGUUGGAAAACCAACAUUUAGACAUAGGGACCAACUUGAUCUGGAGAUGUGAGGCCAAUGGCGUACCUUCUCCUUCGUAUCGAUGGUACCGAAAUGGAGUGUUAUUGACGCAAGAGACAUUGCCACCUGAUAUGGCAGGGCGAGCUACAGUGAACAACAAUGUCCUGACCAUCAAUGAUGUACGGUUAUCAGAUGCUGAAAUGUAUCAGUGUGGUGCUGAAAAUGUUCAUGGUACACUCUACUCUACUGCUCAAGUGAGGGUCUUAGAAUUUGCACCUACAUUUGCCAAGCUAGAACUCCAACCAAGACAAUUUGCCACACAAGGUGGCACCACUACCAUCUACUGCAGCCCAGAGGCAGCCCCCAGACCUGAGAUACGCUGGUUCAGGGACAGAACGGAACUCCAUCCAUCACCCGAUGAGAAUGCAAGAGUGAGAAAAUUACCAAAUGGUCACCUCAUGAUCAGAGAUAUUGGGAGAGGUGAUAUGGGAAACUAUACCUGCAUAGCCACAAACAGUCAAGGAACAGCAAGCAGCACUGGAGAGUUGGUAAUUCUAACCCGUUCCACCAUACCAACUGGGCCAAUGGGUCUACAAGUUGUGGAAAACAUGACAUCUUAUCUCCAUUGUGAGGCCUCUGUUAACAGAAAGCUUGAUUUUACUUACAUUUGGAAGCACAAUGAUAUUAGAAUCAACCUUGAAAAGGAGUGGAAAGAAUUUGCUAGGUAUAAUGGGACAUACAGAGGGGGCCUGUUCAUAAAGAGGACAAAGAUUCACCACCAAGGCACUUAUACAUGUAUGGUUGAAACACAGGUUGACUCUGUUGAGUCCAAAGCAGAGCUGACAGUAAUAGGUCCACCCAUGCAGCCAACAGGGGUGAAGGUAGACCAGAUCACAGCCACAUCCAUACGGGUCAGCUUCUACAGUGGUUUCCCCAAUGGCAGACCCAUCACAUCUCAUGUUAUCGAAGCCUUGAACUACCAUCUCAACUACUGGGCAGUUGUGAAAACAAAUGUUCGUUGUAUUUAUGACCCAAAAGUCAGAUGUGUUACUACGGUGACUGGCCUCUCCCCCUGGUCUAGAUACAGAUUCAGGGCUAGGUCAGAGAAUGAACUGGGCACAGGGGAACCAAGUACACAAUCAGUUGAAAUCACAACUUCUUCAACUGCACCUAUGCAAGUACCAGGCAACAUAAGGCAAGGCUGGGGAAAAGUAGGCACACUGGAGAUUGUAUGGGAUCCUUUAAAACCAAAUGAAUUCAAUGGUCCGGGAAUAGGUUAUAAAGUGGAGUGGAUGGACUUGCAGCAGUCUCAAUCGAAUGAAUCAGCAAUAAUAAUGGGCACAGCGAAGAAAUACACCCACACUAUUGGCGAGGAUCUGUUCUACUUGUUGUACAAUGUCUCUGUAACAGCAUUCAAUGAUAUAGGCAUGGGACCUAAAGGGGAAUGGGUGACAAUAUAUUCAGCAGAACACAUUCCAACUGUAAUGCCUGUUGAUCUGCGUGCUAUCCAGUACAACUCUACUGCUCUGUAUGUUUGUUGGCAACACAUUGAACCUGGUAGAGACACUACAAGGGGAAGAAUAUUAGGAUAUGGGAUCAACUAUUGGAUAGAAGGAAAAGAGACAGAAGAGAUGUCAAUUCAGCAGAACUUGUACGGUCAGAUGGACUGUGGGAUGAUCAUUGGCCUCUGGCCUUUCACAAAUUACUGGACAAAUGUACAAGUGUUUAACUCAGCAGGGUAUGGACCAAAAAGUGCAAACUUCAAGCAAAGAACACUGAGAAAGGCUCCUGUUGAGUACCCUGAGGAGGUUAACUUUGCUGUGUUGAACAACACUGCACUGAAAGUCUGGUGGAGAGGUGUCAUGACAGACCAGACACAAGAGCCUGUAGAAGGCUACAAGAUGAAGUAUUGGCGAGACAGUCAGCAUGUACGAAGCGCUCUGGAGGUUGACGCAGGCAGACAUGUUGAGGGGAUACUCGCUAACCUGUCCCCAGGGAUCAGAUACAACCUAAGGGUAUCAGCCUACAGCAGAGGAGGCGACGGGGCAAUGAGUGGACCAACAAUCACUUUCUUCAUGAGUGGAAGCUCAAAACUGCACCAUUCUCCAACAAUAUAUGUGUGGACAUUAACUGCAAUAUGGACAAUAGUACACACAAUUUUCUGAUGACAGUAGAAAUGUAUAUUAUGCAGGGCCCCAUUUCUAGAAAACAAACUAUCAAAGACCAAUGCCUGUAUUUUAAUUAUGGUAAUACAUUUCACGAUCGACUGUCUCAAUACAUUUGAGAAAUAGAUCCAAGGAAGUAGAUCUACAGAUAUAAUCAUCUAAGGAUCUGAUACAUCUGAACAUAAUAUUCAGUUGAAAUAGUAUUACAGUGAAACCUGUGAAGUGGAACACCUCUGUAAGUGGAAGUCUUCAGAGUCUCAAGACCAACUGACUUAAUGUUAAAUGAAACUCUAUAUGUGGAACGCCUCCCAAGUGGA
This is a messenger RNA of Owenia fusiformis, 4092 nucleotides long. The record is from the annotation of a GenBank genome assembly. Lineage: Eukaryota; Metazoa; Annelida; Polychaeta; Sabellida; Oweniidae.